This is a messenger RNA of Staurois parvus, 1194 nucleotides long. NCBI's taxonomy places the organism in Eukaryota, Metazoa, Chordata, Amphibia, Anura, Ranidae. The record is from the annotation of a GenBank genome assembly.
AUGCCUUUUGGAUGCAUCAGUGUCCGCAAUGAGAAAACGUACAACUGCUUCUCUGACAUCACAGACAAAUAUGAGAUUGGCCAGCUUCUGUGUGCGAAAGAGUUCUGUGAAAUCUGCCUGGCCCGGGAGAUGCAGACAGAUCGUCUCUAUGUUUGCAAAAAGUUUCUGAAGAAAGAUGGCCGAAAAGUGAGGAGGGCAGCAAAGAAUGAGAUCAUGAUUCUGAAAAUGGUGAAUCAUCCCAACAUCUUGCAGCUAAUCGAUACAUUUGAAACCAAGAAGGAAUUCUAUAUUAUUCAAGAACUAGCCACAGGAGGUGAUGUCUUUGACUGGAUCCUGGAGCAAGGAUAUUACUCUGAGAAAGAUGCCAGUAAUGUGAUACGCCAGGUCCUUGAGGCUGUGGCUUAUCUGCACAAUCUUCACAUUAUUCAUAGGAACUUAAAGCUGGAAAACCUUAUGUAUUACAAUCAGAAUAAUCACUCCAAAGUGGUCCUACGGGAUUUCUACUUGUCCUGUUUUGAGAGUGGAGAAAUUACAGAGCCAUGUGGGACUCCAGAAUAUCUGGCUCCAGAGGUGGUAUCACGACACAGAUAUGGUCGGCCUGUGGAUUGCUGGGCAGUCGGCGUUGUUAUGUUCAUUCUACUUUCUGGAAACCCUCCAUUCUACGAUGAGAAUGAGGAAGAAGACAGCGAAAGUCACAACAGGAAAAUCUUUCGUAAAAUUCUGGCUGCUGAAUAUGAAUUUGAUUCUCCCUACUGGGAUGUGAUUUCAGCAUCGGCAAAAGAUCUUGCAUCGCGUUUGAUGGAGAUGGACCAGGAACAGAGAAUCACAGCUCAGGAAGCAUUGGGUCAUAUAUGGAUUUCAGGAAAUGCUGCUUCUGAAAGGAAUCUCAAAGAAGGUGUUUGUGCUCAGAUUGAGAAGAACUUUGCUAAAGCCAAAUGGAGGAAAGCCAUACGGGUCACCACAUUCAUGCAACGACUGAGAGCUCCAGAGGGCACUGCUGGGCGUCUCCCUGUCACGCCGAGAUCUUCCAUGAGCGUGUCACAUGAGGUCACCGUGGAAGCCUGCCCUUCUUCUCCAAAACAAUCUCCUUCCCAACACAGUAUUCCUAAGGCUGACUGGAAUCCAAACAGGACCCAGCAAACCUCUGAAUGUGAGGACCACUCAUCUGAGAAACCAGAACACAGUGGGCAAUAG